Molecule: messenger RNA, 2727 nt
Organism: Cucurbita pepo subsp. pepo (vegetable marrow)
Lineage: Eukaryota; Viridiplantae; Streptophyta; Magnoliopsida; Cucurbitales; Cucurbitaceae
Product: LRR receptor-like serine/threonine-protein kinase IOS1
Biological process (GO): protein phosphorylation
Molecular function (GO): protein binding; protein kinase activity; ATP binding
Source: RefSeq, a predicted model, not a curated record
AGUUCAUCUCCGCAAAGCCCAUAAAUUGUUCGACGAAAUGCCUUACUCUCUACUCAUCCAAACCCAAUGGGCAGAUUCUUCAACGCCUUCUUUCAUGCCUUCCUCGCCACUUCUUUUGUUCUGUAUCUGGUUCAUGCCCAAACCCAACAAGGCUUCAUCAGUAUUGAUUGUGGGUCUAAUUCUAGUUAUACUGAACCAACUACGGGUAUAGAUUAUGUCUCUGAUUCUAACUACGUGGAAACUGGGUUGGUAUCUAGCAUAUCAUCUGAUUAUACACUGGAUACUCUUCUGCAACAACUAUGGAAUCUUAGAAGCUUUCCUGAAGGAAAAAGGAACUGCUAUACUAUUCCAGUGAAGCCUGGCACCAAGUAUUUGAUUCGUUCCAGUUUCUUGUAUGCAAAUUAUGAUGCCAAAAAUAGCACUCCUACAUUUGAUAUAUACUUUGGACCCAACUUUUGGACGACGGUAACACUACCAAAGGUACAGACUAUUAUAGAUGUGGAGAUCAUUCACAUCACAACGUCAAAUCAAGUUCAGGUUUGCCUUGUCAACACAGGGUAUGGAGUACCCUUCAUUUCAGCCAUAGAGUUGAGGCCAUUGCCAAAUACCAGUUACGUUACUCUGAGUGGAUCAUUGACAGCCUUCUUACGCUUGGACGUUGGUGCUCCAAACGAUACUUUCAUUCGAUUUCCAGAUGAUGUAUACGAUCGUGUUUGGAGUCCACUAACUCCAAUGGUCAAAUGGACUCCCAUAAGUACUACACUUUUGAAGUCGAUUAACAACGAAGAUGUUCUUGGUUUUAAAGCACCUGCUGAAGUGUUAAGUACGGCCUCCACAGUCAUAAAUGCAAGUGCACCAAUGGAAUUUUCUUGGGGCGAUAUUGAUAUCACAACCCAGUACUAUGUAUACAUGUACUUUGCUGAACUUCAAGAGCUCAAAGCCAAUCAGUCUAGAUCAUUCAAUAUCUAUGUGAAUGACAAGCUUUGGAUAAACGAGAGGAUUUCCCCUGUUUAUCUAUCAGAAUUGGUAGCUCAUAGCAUAACUCCCUUUACUAACAAUGAUACAUAUGACUGUAAAUUGAUUAUGUCCGAAGGGUCAACUCUUCCGCCCAUCCUGAACGCGAUUGAGAUAUACAAAGUGAUGAACUUCACACAACUCACAACAGAACAAGAUGAUGUUGAUGCCAUUGAAUCCAUUAAGAAUACUUACGGGGUUGCAAAAGACUGGCAAGGGGAUCCAUGUGCCCCCAAAAUGUUUGCUUGGCAGGGUGUCAACUGUAGCUAUGAUGCUCCAAAUCCUCCAACAAUCACAGGGCUAGAUUUAUCGUCGAGUGGAUUGACUGGACAAAUUUCACCCAACAUAUCAAAUCUAGCAAAGCUAGUGGUUUUGGAUUUGUCAAAUAAUAGCUUAAGUGGACCGGUGCCUGAUUUUCUUGUUGGAAUGUCAUCGUUGACUGUUAUAAACUUGUCCGGAAACAACCUAUCAGGACUGAUUCCUGCUGCACUUAUUGACAGAAAGAACAAAGGCUCUCUUAAAUUAAGUGUGGAGGGAAACCCGAAUCUGCAAGAGACAACAAGUGAAAAGAAGAAGAAUAACAUAGUAGUUCCUAUAGUUGCAGCAAUUGGUGGCGCUAUCAUCAUUAUAAUAUUGAUUUUAGCUUAUGUUUACUUCAUUCGACGGAAAAUAAGUUCUAAAGGUCCAACCAUCGCGGACCCCCAUUCACCAGUAAAUUCUGAAGUUGAGCUUCAUCCACAUGAGCCAUUACGGACACCAAAUCGCCAACUUUCCUACUCAGACAUCUUACAAAUGACCAAUAAUUUCAGUAGACUAUUGGGUGAAGGUGGGUUUGGAAAGGUUUAUUAUGGUGUCAUGGGUAACACUGAAGUGGCAGUCAAGAUGCUAUCUCCAAAAUCAACUCAAGGGUAUCAAGAAUUUCAAGCAGAGGUCGAUCUUCUUUUGAGAGUUCAUCACAGAAACUUAACUAGUCUGGUUGGAUAUUGCAAUGAAGGGGAGGCAAGAAUGGGACUUGUCUAUGAAUACAUGGGCAAAGGAAAUCUAGGAUCAGUGCUUUCUGGUGGAAGAGGAAAAGUUUUAAGAUGGGAAGAAAGACUUAAAAUAGCAUUGGAUUCAGCACAAGGAUUGGAAUAUUUACAUGAUGGUUGUAGGCCUCCAAUUAUUCACAGGGACAUCAAAACAAGUAACAUUUUAUUGAAUGAGUAUUUACAAGCGAAACUUGCUGACUUUGGCCUAUCAAGGGCAUUUCCUAAUGAAGGCGGUGCCACUCAUGUGACGACGAGAGUGGUUGGAACUCCUGGUUACCUUGAUCCAGAGUAUUACACAUCGUACAAAUUGACAGAGAAGAGCGAUGUUUAUAGCUUUGGAAUUGUUAUUCUAGAACUCAUCACAGGAAGACCAGUGCUAGUGAAAACUAGCGAGAAAAGUCACAUUAUUCAGUGGGUUGAUUCCAACAUUAACCAAGGCGACAUCUACUCUAUAAUUGAUCCCAACAUAAAAGACGAUUGCAAUACUAACUCCGUGUGGAAAGCAGUAGACAUAGGAAUGUCUUGCACAGCUCGUAAUCCAAUAAAUAGGCUGACAAUGAGCCAGGUUAUAAGCGAGCUCAAAGAAUGUCUAAACCUUGAGUUAAAUCAGAGAGAUCAGCAAAUUGACUCUAUUACGACAAUCUCCUCGACCUUCCAUUACGAGAUGGGCCCUAUGGCAAGAUAG